This is a messenger RNA of Haemonchus placei, 1545 nucleotides long. NCBI's taxonomy places the organism in Eukaryota, Metazoa, Nematoda, Chromadorea, Rhabditida, Trichostrongylidae. The record is from the annotation of a GenBank genome assembly.
AUGUGGGCGAUACUCCUUCUAGCGACAACUGUCCUCGCCGAGGAUGUCUGCAAGCAACGAUGUGAUCGAAUAUACCAACGAUCUUUAGCGAGGGUCGGCUUUGAUGAUGACAAACUGAAUCGUCUUCUGGAAACUCAACGGCCACUGGGAACACUGCGUGAUGUUUGCUGGAGGAUAUAUGACAAUUUGGACUGUAUGAAACAGUGCGAUCAAACAACUCAGGAACAUGAGGAAUUCGCCAAUAAUGAAUUGACAACGGUGAUCAACUACUUGGAAUCUAGUAAUGAAGUUACCCGUCCAAUGAUAGCCACCACUAUCUCGACAAUCUCACAGGAAAAAAAGGAGUUUACAUCGCUUCUGGAAGAGCUUCUGGAAGAUCCACUGAUGAGUUCUUCAAAACAGCCGACCAUUCCGAAAGCAGCCGCUACGGACACUACGGAGACGCAACAACAGUCCUACAGCAAGAAGAUGUCAAAGUCAUCGAGUACGAGUACUUCCACCACCACCACGUCAGCACCAACGAAAACCUCAAGUACUGUCUUGGAGAGGCCAACAAAUCGACCCUCUAUUACGGCUACCAAUUCCGCUCAGUCGACCGACUCCACAGAUCUCGUUGAUGACGAUGAUGGCGACUAUGGCGAUUACGAAGCAGACAUCGCGGCUGGGAACCUCCCUGAAGAAGCAGCCAUUGACGAGGGUGACGAGAUAUCCGAGGCAUCAUCGACAGCGAGAAAUCGAGUGUUCUCCGAAGACAGCUGGGAAUUUACGCCACCAAAUUUCCGUUACUCAUCAAUGAGAAACGGUGGAGUCACACCGUUGAGCAUCGACACUUCCACCCUGUUCGGUAUGGACGACGAUGAUGACGAAGAUGCUGGAGAUGGUAAUGAGGGAAAACUACCGACUGAAGUGCCAUCAGCAGCAGAUGCAAGAAAAUUGAAAGGAAUCACUAGAAAUUCAGCCACAAAAUUGGUUGCGGGUAAAAUGGCUAGUAAACCACCAAUUGAGAGAAUCAGAAUCACAAAAAAGAAGCCAACAACAUCGGUCAAAGGGACUACCCGAAAAGUGGUAACCACUGUAAGCAAGGAAAAAGGCUAUUCUUCGAUCAACUACAACGAUUUACCGUUUACCAGAAGCCAGUUUACAACAACGCCAUCCCCAAGCACACCACCGGAAAAGAAUCUUCUAGUUGCGGGUGAAGAGAAUGAUGCCUGGGAAAUAGGGCACGAUACAGUAAGUGAGCUACCAUCAUUGAAUUUACCCACCGAAUCGAGCCUAAACCAGCCCUCUUCCAUGAGCGCUGAAACAAUCUCUACAGACCCUGAUGCUCUCCCAGAGGAGGUGACCCGCCGUCCCUCAGAGGAAGAAGCACAGGCAGAGAAACCUGUUGACAGCAGGCAAUCUUACAAGGAAGUAGAGAAGCAUAAAGUAUUGCCAGUCGAUUCUAGGCAGCUUGAACAUAAUCAGGAAUCACAGCCAUCAAGUUCGAGGAGGACCAGUCAGACAACUACUAAACCUAGGAGACCGAAGAUUGGAAUUGAAAAGUAG